UCUUGCUUCCAUCCAGACCCAGAGACAUCGCUGAACGCUGAUGUGUCACAAGAAAUGAUACCCCAACGAUUUUUGUCUAUGAGUUUUUGGAUGUAAUAACAUAAACGAAGAGAAGGUGUGUUUCAAGCGUGACAGAGGACGCGGUGGAAGCGACCCAAAGUAUUUACCUGUUUGCUAAUGGCGCCCAAAGUUAAAGUUGGAACUAAAGGAAAGAAGCAGAUUCUCGAGGAGAAUGAGGCGACCUUAAAGUUCUACACAAGGGUUAUCCUUGGUGCUAAUGCUAUAUAUGCUGUUGUAAAUCUUUUCAUCUUUUACAAUUCAUCUACCUUUUGGACAUGGCUGUUACUGGCGUUAGUGCUCGCAGUGUAUGCGGGGAGCUACCGCUCCAUGUCCUCCAUGGCCAAACCGGUGUUUGCUGAAGAUGGAAGUCUUCUAGAUGGAGGGAUAGACUUAAACAUGGAGCAGGGAAUGGCAGAGCACCUUAAGGAUGUCAUUCUUCUCACAGCCAUCGUCCAAGUGCUCAGCUCCAUCUCUUCAUAUUUCUGGUAUCUCUGGCUGCUGGCCCCGGCUCGUGCUUUUCACCUGCUCUGGGUGAACAUUCUGGGCCCCUGGUUCUCGGCGGAGACCGCGUCGGCACCGGAGGAAGUGAACGAGAAGAAGCAGAGAAGACAAGAGCGUCGACAGAUGAGGAGAUUCUGAUGGCGCACAACAGACGGGGCAGUAUUUUUAUACACGGAAUCAAAUAACUAGACUCAUUAAGUUAUUCCGUGGAAGUCAUUUUGUUAUUGAAUGAAACACGAUCCAGAUCAUUGACACAAACCAUCUCAUUUACCACCUUUCGUUUCUUCCUGAAUUCCCUAAGCGAUCCUCCUUUCAGACAAAUCUGACCUCAUGUGAAGUUAUCAGUGUCGUAUUUGACACAUUUGACUUGACUAGACAUCCAUCCAAUAUUGACCACACUGAGUGAAAAGUCAUAUCAUGCUGCAGGGAUGGGAUUUAUUAUCUUUUUAAUUAAACGUCUUCUCAGUCCACAACAGUCUUACGGCUUGGGAGUCUCUGAUUCUUCUAUCCCUUUUUUCUUUUACAACUUCAACCAAUUGGCCUUUUAAUGAAUUAACUGAUAAGUAAUGUUUGUGAUUUAAUCUUCCAAUGUCAUAUUGACACAUCGAUUCACUUCACUGAUACUGACUGAUGGACCAAAGCUGGAUUCGGUGUUUGAGAUGAAACAUCCUUUUUGUCCAUUGCUGACAGCCGCGCUACUCUUAUUUUCUUUCGAGCUUUUCACGGGAGUUUUUCUUAUUGGUACUGUAAUGUUUUCAGCGUACAGUAUUAAAUAUAUAAUAUUGUACAGUUAACACUCAGAUUUUGAGUCGAUUUAGUUUAAAUUAUUUCAACAACUAAAAUUACAUUUUUCCUCAUUUUGACUUAACGCAUGCAAAAUUACUGCUGUUUUCCAUUUCUUUUUAAAUUUAUUUUCCAACUAUUUCAACUUUAUUCUUGUACGUUUUCUUCUCUUAAUUAUGACUUUAUUCCCAUAAUAUUUUGACUUUAUUCUCGUAAUAGUUGAUCUUUUUUCCCCAACCUAAUUUUCCAGAAUUUACAAUUUUAUUUUCUUUUGUUUAUUUCUCAUAAUAUUAUGACUUUUAAAAGAUAACACAUUUUUUCUUUAAUAUUUCAAUUCCAUAUCACAAAUAAAUAAAUAAAAUAAUUUCCAACUAUUUCAACUUUGUUUUGUACAUUUUCUUCUUUUGUAAUUAGGACUUUAUUCCCAUAAUAUUUGACUUUAUUGUCGUAAUAAUAAAACUUUUUUUCCGCCACCUAAUUUUCCAAACUUUAUUUUGUUUCUCAUAAAUUUAUGACUUAUAAAAUCUAACACAUUUUUUCUUUGAUAUUUCAACUCCAUAUAACUAAAAUUACAUUUUUCCUCAUACUAUUUUGAUUUUACUGUCACAAAUUAGAAUUAUUUUUUUCAAUUUCUGCUUGUUUUUUUUUCAUUUAUUUUCCAACUAUUUCAACUUUUUCUUCUAUAAUUAUGUCUUUAUUCCCAUAAUAUUUUGACUUUAUUCUCUUAACAUUCUAACUUUUUUUUCCAUUAAAUUUUUUUUUAAAUUUAAUGUAUUAGGACUGUACAGUAUUCACAUAAUAUUUUGAAUUUAUAUUUAUUAAUAUUAAAACUGGUUUCUCCAACCCAAUUUUCAAAAAAAUUACAGCUUUAUUCAUUUUGUUUGUUUCUAAUAAUAUUACAAGAUUUACACAUUUGAUUUGGAUA
Dunckerocampus dactyliophorus (ringed pipefish) is the source of this 2269-nucleotide messenger RNA. RefSeq names its product transmembrane protein 208 (gene tmem208). Gene Ontology annotation, biological process: vacuolar protein processing. Lineage: Eukaryota; Metazoa; Chordata; Actinopteri; Syngnathiformes; Syngnathidae. The record is from RefSeq and is a predicted model, not a curated record. The transcript is spliced from 6 exons. Gene Ontology annotation, cellular component: intracellular membrane-bounded organelle. The coding region runs from base 178 to 699 and encodes 173 amino acids.